Leptopilina heterotoma is the source of this 1314-nucleotide messenger RNA. RefSeq lists its product as uncharacterized. Bases 1 to 1314 code for a protein of 437 amino acids. The record is from RefSeq and is a predicted model, not a curated record. Gene Ontology annotation, molecular function: nucleic acid binding; zinc ion binding. The transcript has a single exon. NCBI's taxonomy places the organism in Eukaryota, Metazoa, Arthropoda, Insecta, Hymenoptera, Figitidae.
AUGGAGCAUGUUAAUCAUAAUGAGUGCGAGAGUGACGAUUCAAACAUGAGUGUAGAAUAUUUAGAUGAAAAUUUAGAAUUUGAUGACAUUGAAAAAUACGAAAAUAGCGCUCCAAAUGCAAAUAAUUAUCCAAAUCAAAAUACAGAAUCUCAAGGUAUUGUGUCAACUCUCACGAAUAAUGAUUUGCUUUCUUUAGCUAAAAUGGUAUCAAGAGUUUCAGAAUCUUAUAAGUCAAAAUCAAAUCAAUCAGUAAACGAAGAACAAAGUUCUAACAAUCCUUCAACAUCCUACAAGUUACCACAAGUUUCCCUGAAACAAACUGUAGAAUUGAUUCCAGAAUUCGAUGGGGAAUCCAGUGCCCUUCAAACAUUUAUUUCAGAAUGCCAACAAGCAUUCGACAACACAAGACCCGAAAAUCAACCAAUUCUUUUAAAAUACAUAAAACGAAAACUCAAAGGAAAAGCUCAAGAAUUUAUGGCACACUCUUCAGCCAUAAGUUUAAAGCAGUUCCUUUCAGAAUUAGAAAAAGGUUUUUCAAUUGCCGAUGAUUAUUCUACCAUUUUUGUUGAUGUUGCCAAUUUACGGCAAAGCGAUGACGAAUCUAUGAUUUCUUACGUGGCCAAGGCCCGAAAACUCCUUUUUAAAUUAACAGAAUUAGCUCGCAAAGAUUACCCUACUCUAAAUAACAAUGUAAAAAUAUUGGAGCAUGACCAAUAUGUGACAAAGUCUUUUUGUGGAGGACUUCUCCCACAAAUCGAAAUUCGUGUUAAUUUGCGUUAUCCAACUAGCCUUCAACAAGCAGCUGAAUUUGCUUUACAGGCUGAACACCAUUUAAAUAAAUUUGGUAAACGCUCAGCUGAUUCUCAGCAGCAGUGUGCGAACGGUUCCAAGAAAGAUGAACCUGAAGCUAAAAAAGUAAAACAAGUUAAUAACAUUGAUAAAAAAGGUAAAAAUUUAACGUGUUAUGUUUGUGGAAAAAAAGGACACAUUUCAAGGAACUGUUGGCAUCGUGCUAGCUCUGAGUCAGACGAUAGCAACAAAAAUGACGAGAAUAAUGACAGACAGAAAGACAACAAUAACAAAGACAACAGACAAACUGACAAUAAAGAAAAAAAUAAUAAAGACAAACAUAAUAACCAUUCUAAUAAAGGUAAUGGAAAACGGAAUAGAGAUAAAUGUAACUAUUGUAAUAAAAUUGGACACACUCAACAAUUUUGCAUUCAAAGACGUGUUGAUGAAUUAGAAAAGAAUCGAUCUGUAUGUCCACUUUCCAAAAACUUAUUGACAGAGUAUUAUCCGGAUUCCAAAAUAUAG